Ziziphus jujuba (common jujube) is the source of this 1087-nucleotide messenger RNA. Its product is annotated as DNA-directed RNA polymerases IV and V subunit 4. Gene Ontology annotation, cellular component: RNA polymerase complex. The transcript has 7 exons. The coding region runs from base 462 to 950 and encodes 162 amino acids. Gene Ontology annotation, molecular function: nucleotide binding. The record is from RefSeq and is a predicted model, not a curated record. Lineage: Eukaryota; Viridiplantae; Streptophyta; Magnoliopsida; Rosales; Rhamnaceae. Gene Ontology annotation, biological process: DNA-templated transcription initiation.
CCAAUGUUUCCCUCCCAAUUUAUUCAAAAAAAAAAAAAAAAAAAUGUUUCCCUCCCAAUCGAAUUUCCUUUCAUUCCUGAGAAAUACCUAGAGGCAGAGACGGAAGGAAUGGCCUAAAUGGACAACCACCACCACCACCCUUUCCAAGAACACGAACUCCACCACCGCGACCAUACAAGCUCCGUCACCGCCUUCUCUUUUAAAUCCGACUGGGACGACGAACCGUUCACCAACGAAGACCUCCAAACCAUUGAAGCUGCUCUUCAAUCCGCCUUCAAAAGGCCACUACCCUCCUCUUCUCACAACCACGACGACAACAACGAUCAUAAUUCCGGCAGUCCAGAUCCCCAACCGGUGGUGGUGGUGGUGGUGGAAGCCGCCGAAGAUUGCCCAGUUCCAUUCUCGCUUCCCAGGAUCCGAACCCAUUCUCUCUUUCGCCUUGCCGAGCAGCCAAUUUGAGGAUGAGAUAUCUUGUGAUGAAAUUUGGUGGUCAAAUUACAUAUAGCAGGACUGUAGUUGAAGUGGAGGCAGCUGCAAUGGAGCUCCUAAAGACUGUUGAAGCAAAGAAUAGAGAAGUGGGUGAAUGGAGACCUACAUUCAAAAAAGGAAAAGGAGACAAGGUUGCAAGUGGUGGCAAGGGUUCUGUGACGAAAGUACCACAACCUCUGGAGCUGAGAAUUGAGCAGGGCAGAUCAUUUGACAAGGGAUUGCAAUAUGCCAAAAGAGGCAGGCAUUAUACACAUACCCAAUCUAUCAGAAGAUCUCUUGAGACUCUAACAAAAUACGGUGUCACAGAUGGUGAGAUGUGUGUGAUUGCUAACGUUUGUCCAGAUACUGUUGAUGAAGCUUUUGCUCUAAUCCUGUCCUUGAAGCAGAAGAGGCUUUUUCACAAAUCAGACCCUAGCAAAGUAUCGGAUACCUAUCUUAAUAUGCUCUGCAAAAUCUUCUAGUAGAUUUCAUUUUCCUCCACCUCCUCCAUCAGCUGCUUGUUGCUUGUUGACAUUUUUUAUUUUUAUUUUAUUGUAGUAAGAUUAUAAAUUUUAAUAACAUGUAUGUUCAUACUUAUUAUUAAUGGUAUAAACUAUCU